Drosophila hydei is the source of this 2363-nucleotide messenger RNA. Its product is annotated as N-acetylglucosamine-6-sulfatase-like. The transcript has 4 exons. The coding region runs from base 41 to 1528 and encodes 495 amino acids. Gene Ontology annotation, molecular function: N-acetylglucosamine-6-sulfatase activity; glycosaminoglycan binding. Gene Ontology annotation, biological process: glycosaminoglycan metabolic process. NCBI's taxonomy places the organism in Eukaryota, Metazoa, Arthropoda, Insecta, Diptera, Drosophilidae. The record is from RefSeq and is a predicted model, not a curated record.
AAGAAUUACAUGUUGUUUUAAUUACCGGUAUAAAUUAAAUAUGCUUCUACAUAUCAUUCCAAUUCUAUUAUAUGUCGGUCCUACAUUUGGUUUCAUACAGCAAUUGCCCUCACCAAAUAUACUUUUAUUAUUGACCGAUGAUCAGGACGUGGAGUUGCAUGGCAUGUAUCCACUUCAGCAAACUACAAAAAUUCUCAGCGAGUUUGGCACUAAGUUUACUAAUGCAUAUACAAAUACACCACUUUGUUGUCCAGCGCGUGCGAGCCUGUUAACUGGGCAGUAUGCGCAUAACCAUAUGACUUUUAAUAAUUCGUUAAAUGGUGGUUGUAACGGGCAUCAGUGGCACACGAUUUUUGAGCCCCGUGCAUUGCCUGUGCUGUUACAGAAGCAUGGCUAUCAAACUUUCUUUGGUGGAAAGUAUUUGAAUCAGUUUAAAGGAGCUGAAGUUCCGCCCGGUUGGAAUGAAUUUUAUGGCCUUCACGGAAACUCGCGCUACUAUAACUAUACUCUACGUGAAAAUAAAAGAAAUGUGAGCUAUGCGAAUAUGUAUUUGACUGAUCUGUUAAGAGAUCGAGUGGUGCAAUUUAUUCAUAAUGUGAUCAGUGAACAUGACCAAAAGCCGUUCUUUGCAAUGAUUUCACCACCAGCCGCUCACGCGCCCUUCACUCCUGCACCGCGACAUAAAGGUGUAUAUUCUCAUGUGCGAGCAUUGCGUACUCCAAGCUUUAACACUCCCAGUAAAGAUAAACAUUGGCUGGUUCGAUCAGCUCAUCGAUUGCCAAAUUCAACGGUCGUAACAGUUGAUGAGUAUUUCCAGAAACGGUGGGAAACACUACUCGCCGUUGAUGAAAUGAUGGUGACCUUAGUGUCAUUGCUUAAAGAGAAGCAAUGCCUUGAUAAUACUUACAUCAUCUACACUUCCGAUAAUGGCUACCACUUGGGUCAAUUUGCACAGCCGUUCGAUAAACGACAACCCUAUCAGACUGACAUCAAGGUUCCCCUACUUAUUCGUGGACCAGACGUACCGGUCGGUCUUUUAAUGCACAUGCCUGUUAGCUUGCUAGAUAUAAUGCCAACCAUUUUGGAAUGGGCCGGCUUGUUGGUUCCCAAUUAUAUUGAUGGCCGCUCUUUUAGAUAUGAGUUGUUACAGAUGCACCAAAUGAAUCCACUAUCCCAACAGCGUGUUUUACUCAUUGAGUAUUGGGGUGAAGGAAACGAUGACACAUAUAAUCCAGCUUGCCCAGGGCAGCACACUGACCAUCUAGCGGAAUGUACACUCGAUGCAGAUUGUCAUUGUCAAGAUGCCUGGAACAAUACAUACACGUGUAUUAGAGAUUUUCGGUUUAAGCGCGAUCGCAUUUUUUGUGAAUUUAAGGAUACUGAGAAUUUUAUAGAAGCAUAUGACUUAAUCCAAGACCCCUAUCAAUUAAAAAAUAUCGGCUAUGAACUGCUUCCAAAUGAACGGGCUUUAUACGGACUUCUACUCAAAAACCUCACAAUAUGUGCAGGAAAAUCGUGCCAUAUUUGAUCAACCCCGUUAUACAUAUAAAUGUUACAAACCUGCGCUUGCGGAUCUAAAUCUUGCAUAAUUUAUACAUACAAUUAAACAUAUUCGGAUAAACCUAGUGCAACGCUCGUUCGAUCAUUCAAUAUACGAACAAUUUUGUGCGAGGUGAUCAUAGGGCUCAUGUGUGUGUAGAACGACUGUGUUGCUGUUAGUGUUCCCAUGCGUUCCGGUGGGGCAAAGUACUAAUCCUAUAGGCUAGUUUUGCUUUAAUAAUAUUUAUGUAUAUAGCUUUAGUUUGUUUUAAGCAAUAAACACACGACCAUUUCUAUAAUUUGUAUCGAGUGUUAAGAAAAUAAAAAAAUAAUACAAUGAAAAUCAACGUUUCGACAAGAAUCGAACCGCCACUUCAUGAUUUAAAAAAAACCUCCCUUCACUGCUGACAAUUCAAAGCCUUGGAUUCUUCGAGUGGAAGCGUAUGCUUGGCGCUGCUUGUCACGUGAAUUUGCAAAUUGACCAAGGUUUUGUUUAAUAAUUUUGGUUUAAUUUAAUGGAUUUUAAUGAAGUUUUUAGCAUAUUGUCUAUGUAUUGUAUGGGAGUAAUUGUCAGCUUAGUAAAAAUGCAAACUACUUCACAUAUUGGCCCUAUUUCAAAGCCGGUAUCCAAAAUAUAACAAAAUUCAAAAUUGUAGAAAAUAUACAUAAAAAAAUACAAAAUUUAGAAGCUUAUAUUAUAAUAAAAUUACACACACUCUACUGUAUGACAAGAGCUACACUAGCUAUACAGACUGCUCUGCACUAUUAAAAAUACGCGUUUUAUUAAAAUAUUUUUAUAUUCAACAUGAUAACCUCUGUCCAGG